Molecule: messenger RNA, 1406 nt
Organism: Poecile atricapillus (Black-capped chickadee)
Lineage: Eukaryota; Metazoa; Chordata; Aves; Passeriformes; Paridae
Product: kazal-type serine protease inhibitor domain-containing protein 1-like
Exons: 4
Coding region: 304-1212 (302 amino acids)
Biological process (GO): regulation of signal transduction; regulation of cell growth
Cellular component (GO): extracellular region
Molecular function (GO): insulin-like growth factor binding
Source: RefSeq, a predicted model, not a curated record
AGAGAGCUUCAACUCAGCUGUCAGAAGGGGCAGUUUGGUCUCUAUGCAAGCAGUACUCACAUUCCAAACUGCAUUAGAAAAAAGCUGCUGGGUUUUUAUGCAUUUUUUUAUCAGUUCCAGAUUAGGAGUCUGAUACUAAUUUUUUCUUAAAGCCUGUAUUUGGAGUACAGCUUAUAUUCUAAAGCAAAUCCAGGAUUGUGAUGUUUUUCUCUCACUAGCUUGCUCUUGUUUUUUGUUUCCUUUUUUUCCCCUCUCCCUGGCUUUACUCCAAGGACCUUUUCUGCUCUUUGUUACACUCUGGAGAUGAAGCACCGGAUGGUUACAGCAGUGCUGGUAGCACUGGUACAGGUUUCACAGAGUUUCCCUGCCUUGUACCACCGAGGGUGGUGGAGGCUGCUAAGGGAAGGAGAUAGUUGUGGAAAAUGUGAUUUGGCACUCUGCUCUAAGCCCAAGGACUGUCCAGCCGGGACUGUGCUAGAUCGCUGCAGCUGCUGUCUGGAAUGUGGGAACGUGGAAGGUCAGAUCUGCGACUUGGACCAGGGCAAUCAUUUUUAUGGGCAAUGUGGGGAUCACCUCGAGUGCAGGUUGGAUGCUGAUGAAGCAAAGUUUGGGGAAGUUCCUGAACCCCAGUGUGUGUGCAAAUCUCAAGAGAGCAUCUGUGGAUCUGAUGGGAAAACCUAUGAAAACAUCUGUCAGUUCAAUAAGGCUUUUGCUGCAAAAAGAAACAUCACCAUGAAACAUAAAGGGCCAUGUGAAUCAGCUCCUGUUAUUUCUACACCACCUCAGGAUGCUCAGAAUUACACUGGAAGUGAUGUCAUUUUUGGCUGUGAGGUGUUGGCCUAUCCUAUGCCACAGCUUGAAUGGAAAAAAAAGGGGAAUAAAAUAUUUCUGCCAGGAGAUGACACCCACGUCUCAGUUCAGGCAAGAGGUGGGCCUCAGAAGUAUGGUGUGACAGGCUGGCUGCAGAUUCAAGGCCUGAAAAAAUCAGAUGAAGGCAUUUAUAUUUGCCACACCAAAAAUAAACAUGGUGCAACAUAUGCCUCUGCAAGAUUGAAAGUCAUUGAUGACCCAUCUCCUGCAUUUGCACUUGCUGCUGGCAGCAGAAGCGCAAGCUACAGCAUUGAAUACGAGGAGUAUUUUGACAAUUCUGAUGAGGAGGAUGAUGAAGAAUAUGAAUCCGGGGACUACGAUAAUGGAAACAACUCUGAAUAAUAAUUUUUAUACAUCUCUUGUCCAAAUCCUUUCACACAGUUAUAUUUACCAGUAGUCUCUGUACUGUAAGUGGCUCUUCUGCUAACACACAUCUACAUAUCCACCUUCCUGAAAUGCAGCUUUGGGUGAAGUGUAUUAUGCUACUCACCAGAAAUAAGAACAGUUGUAACACCAUAUAUUUAGACUAUUAAAUA